Molecule: messenger RNA, 1317 nt
Organism: Mercurialis annua (annual mercury)
Lineage: Eukaryota; Viridiplantae; Streptophyta; Magnoliopsida; Malpighiales; Euphorbiaceae
Exons: 9
Coding region: 1-1317 (438 amino acids)
Source: RefSeq, a predicted model, not a curated record
AUGGCGAAAGGUUAUACGGGUGUCGCUUCCGAUAAGGCAAGAGAUGGGACGAUUAAGGUGGUGGAAAAGGCGGGGAGUGACAAAGAUGAAGCGAAGGAGACGAUGAAAGGUGUUUGUGAUGCGGCGGAAAGUGAAAGCGGCGAAGAUGCGGACGAUAGUGAGAGCGGCGAAGAUGAUUAUGGCGCGUAUCCAGUAACAGCGCUUCCUAUAGGUUUUUACUUUUUAAGGUUCCCUAAUAACUACGCCUUUGUGUCGGCCCAUAACUGUUCUACCGGAGUUUCUUCCGCCUCUUUGCACAAAAUGGGGGUUGGUUCUAAUUCUGGAGGACGUGCUGACAUAGUCUGGGUGGGUGAAUUGGAUUUGAAAGAAGGAGAUGGCCAAUUCGCCAUUUUAAUCACCAAAAAUGUUCAUUUAAAUCAAGUAAAUGCUCAAGUGAUUGAGCUUCUCUUCCAUAGCCAUCAUCAUCUUCAUCGCCAUCACCAAAGGUCUGGCUUUCAUCUAGAUAACUUGAAACAUUUUAAGAGAAGGAAAAAUGGAAAGAAAAAUAUUGUUGAAGUGAGGUCAACAAAAAAAAUAUACUGCCAGAGAUUUGCAGCCAGGCCUAAGAAUCAAAAUAGUCAAUCGACUCAUUCUUAUUCAGAAUCUAGGACUUCAAAGGAAAAAAGAACUAAAGAAAAAAGCGGUGAAGUGAAAUCCACGAGAGCAGCUCAUGCAAUUGAAGAGGAUUUAGUCGAUGAUGCUAUUGUUAGCGAAAAGCAAAGAGAACAAGAACAUCUCGAAAAGGAUACGGAGGAGCAAGAAGAAACCGAACAUCUUGAUGAGAAUAUUGAAGUACAACCGAAUGAAGAGACAAGUUCAGGAAAAGAGCCCAAAGAGAAAAGAACUAGAGGACCUACUACAUUGAGUAAGGUACACUCAAGGAGAAUGGAAGAAAGAAAACCAAUAGUUUUAAAUGUUCAUUUUCAGCCUGUUGGUCCAGAUGAUUCCACGCUCAAUGAAUUUAGUAGCUUUCUCGGUACAAUAGCUCGCAAUUCCGGACUUGCUCCUUUGAACUAUGAGAGCUGGCGUAAAGUACCUUACAAGAAGGAACUAUGGAAGUAUGUUAAGAAAAGGUACAUAGUUCCCGAGGAAGGCAAAAGAUGGGUUUUAAAAACUAUCGGGGAUAACUGGAGAGUUUAUAAAUGCAGAUUAAAGAAGAACCAUUAUUAUAAGUUCAAGACCGAUAAAUCAAGACUUGCAUCUCGUCCAUCCCAAGUACCGGAGACGCAAUUUAAGGCUCUUCUCAACUAUUGGAAUACUGAUUUUAUUUUCUAUUAA